Molecule: messenger RNA, 3361 nt
Organism: Anneissia japonica
Lineage: Eukaryota; Metazoa; Echinodermata; Crinoidea; Comatulida; Comatulidae
Product: frizzled-7-A-like
Exons: 3
Coding region: 379-1290 (303 amino acids)
Biological process (GO): non-canonical Wnt signaling pathway; canonical Wnt signaling pathway
Cellular component (GO): plasma membrane
Molecular function (GO): Wnt receptor activity; Wnt-protein binding
Source: RefSeq, a predicted model, not a curated record
CAUACCCCCUGCUUACUCCUCACAACUCAUGGAAGAUGCCAGCUGAGCCGUCACACAUCCAUCAAGCCAAACGACGUACUGUGAAUGUUACAAUGAUUUGACCAAUCAGAGAUUAUCACACUGCACAUCAAAUAUCAAGCAAAGUCCAAAAAGAAAUCGACAUAUUCCAGUGGGACUCGAAGGUGAGAUCGUACCGAAGGUUAUUUUUGCGUUUUAUUCUUAUCCAGAUUGUUGCUGUUUACUGACGUCGUUCUUUCAAAAUUCAUCGGUUUAUUUUUCAAUACAAGCAGGAGUGUUGGAGUUCCUUUAGGCAGCGAGUGACAUUUUUUCAGAUACAACUUUCUAUCGCUGAAAAUACGUUACAGAAAUAGAAAUAAGAUGUUUGUACACUCGUCCACGUGCAUGGAGUUAUUUUUGCUUAUUGUUUUCAUUUUGCUAUCCUUUCCGGAUAGACAGUCAGUCGAAGCGCGUCGCCAAAAAGAAGGCUAUAAAAAAUGUCAGCCAGUUACUAUCCCGAUGUGCGAGAACUUGGAGUACGAUAUGACGACAUUUCCAAAUUUUCUCAAACACCAGAAUCAGGAGGAAGCAGGCGCGGAAAUCGCUCAGUUUUUACCGCUUGUAAAUGUCGAAUGUUCAGAUGAUUUGCGUUUGUUUCUGUGUAUGAUGUAUGCUCCGCCCUGUAUUCAAAACUUUGUCAUUCCCCCAUGUUUGAAUCUUUGUGAGCAAGCCAGGUAUGGAUGUGAGGUCCUUAUGAAUAGAUUUGGUUUUAGCUGGCCAGAGCAGCUCGAUUGUGGUCAGUUCCAGGAUGCAGGUCCGGAUGUUCUAUGCAUAGACCGUAACAGGAGUACUGAGGCAGUUACAAAGUUACCAUCGCCUGUCUUAACUACUACAAUAGCCCCAGUGCCAAAAGAUGAUAUGACUAGUUGUUACGAAUCUAGUGUUGUUAAAAGCGAAGAGAUUCUUUCAGAGUUUUGCAAAGCGCAUUUCGUCAUGAAGAUACGCCUGGAGACCAUUACAAGUACAGUUCAGGAGACAACGUACUCGGCCAACGAAAGAAAACGCGAGAUAUAUAAACGAGACGGCCUGAAGAAGCGUGAUUUGAAGGCGAUGAUUUUCCAUAUGCUAGAUAUGGUAGCUCCUGAAUGUUGUAACAUUUUGAAACCAGGCGAAGAGUAUCUUAUUUUCGGAUACAAGGAUAACAAAAGGCUGGUUAUUAGUUCUGUACACGCGUGGUCACGAUCAAGAACAUUCAGGCACACGACUAGGAAAUUCGUGGACAUCGACUGUUGAUCAAAUCGAAUGAUAGGCUCUUCACUUCACCACCACUACUUUACCUUGUCUAUCUUCCAGAUUUGUGCGGCAGGGUGCUGCCGUCACAUCAGCACGAAUUCACUUCCUUUUACCCCAAUGUGCUGUGGACAAAAUGCCAAGGACAGGUUGAUGAAUUAUUAUUUUUUGUGCCCCAAAUUAAUUGUAUAGUAUUAGAUACUUCUUAAUGUUAUAUUCGCACAAAGGUGUUUGGUAAACCUGUGCAUAAAUAUAGAGCCCUUAUUGACACACGCUGUUUAAUUCAUAGCUUAUUCGACAUUUUUUCUUUAUCUGGUUUAAUUAAUGGAGUUUUACAUAUCGUAACAAAAUUAGAAUGUGAACAUUGGGAUAUAGAAUAGGCCUUUGGGUGUUGAUUAAAUUAAAACCUAUACAAAUUUUAUUGAAAUAUCUUCAAUGGGUAAAAUAUAUAAAUAGAAACUCAACUUAUUGAAAAGCAAUCGUAAGAUAAGUGAGGGCGCUAUGCAUUUUUAUUUAUUGUACAAACAUGGAGCAUCAAAAUUGUUUCAAAGUUUAACUAGAUUUGAUUGAUCUUUCGUUGACCUUCUUAUGUACACAUUAUAAGGUUUACAAAUCAUGGCUGGAAUAGUCAAGACGUUAUUUAAAUGUGAAUUUAAAAUUCUAGAUUAUUUUAUUCUAGAAUGUAAUAUUUAUAUAGUUGAUAAUAAAAUGAAAACAAAUUUGAGUAACGGGCAAAGGAGCACAUAUCAUGGCUGAUGCUAGGCCGUUGUAUUCAUUUAUUUUGGGUUGACAUUUUCAGACUUUUGCAAAACGGUAUCCUACUUUUUGUACUGAGAAAAUGAAAAGGCAAACUAUAUCUCGUCCUCAAAGGUGAAAUAACCACACCGACCAAGAGAGGUCUUACUCCCAAAUUACAUUUGGAGGGUUCCCGUUUGAAUGGUCUAGUUAUGUUAGAUAAGGUGUAUAUUGUAUAUUUAAUUUUUGAACAAAGUAGGGAUAAAAUAUUAAGAUAAGGCCUAUAUAUAUGAGAGUAUGUUGUUUGCAAAAAUAGUUUUCCAAAGUAUUGAAGUGCGCCCUUAAGUUGGUUUAUAAUUGCCAUAUUGUUUACGUCAUGAUAUAAUACUUUUUAAAAUAUUCUAUUUUAGAUUAUGAUUUUAAUUUGAAGAAAUUGAUUGUGAUAUCUAUGUUUAAUAGCUACCCAAUGAAUAUCAAUGGUGUCCCAAAAUAAUUUAAAAAUUCACUAUCAUCCGGCAACCAUUCCAAAUAUUUUACAUGAAUUAUUGUCCCAAAAGUUAUUUUCCAGAUUGUUUUGACCAAAUAGACGUAUUAAUUAUGAUUUAAUCUUACAAAGUUGAAUAUUUAAUAAGGUUUGCUUGUAUUUUGUAAUCAGCAAUUCGAUAUAAAUUAUAUGUUCCGUACAUGUCGUAAUUCGUUAUCACGUUCUUUAUUUUUUGUUUUUCACAUUUUAUUAUUACGCCUAUUAAUAUUAUUAUAAUUUAAUAUUAAGAAGCAUUUAUUAAGCGCCUUUAUAGUUAUUAAAGCGCUGUACUCUAUAUUAAAAACUAUUUUUUACGGUAAAUAUACAACAAUAAAUAUAAAGGUUCGUAUUAUUAUACUACACCAUUGAAUUAUUUCCUACAUCUUUUUCCGAUUGGCGAUAAAGUUGAAACAAUGAAAAGCAGUGUAUAAAAAAGAUGUGAAUCAAGCAAGCUCGAUUAUAAAAUUACUCUUUAGUUUUUUGAAACAAUGCACACAGGAGGCUAAAAACUAUUUUAGUGACAGGAGCCGCAAUACGUAGAAUAUCAUUAGAGGACCCGGCAAAGUUUGAGUACACUAUCAGCACAGACGUGUUCAUCAUCAUCAUCAUCAUCAUCGUCAUCGUCACCAUCAUCAUCAUCAUCAUUAUCAUCAUCAUCAUCAUCAUCUUCAUCACCAUUCUUAUUAUCAUUAUGGAUCAUAAUUUAUUGCCUAUUUAAGUUAGCAUGGCCUAGAUUAUCAGACAUAUUAAUAUUUUUGUAGAAUAAUUCAAUCAUGUAUUAAAAUGGACAUGAAAGGAAUACCGAUAACAUCAAAA